CUGAAGGACUGAGUGAGUGAGUGUGACGCAGAGACCAAAAGACUUACAUAGAGCUUAUCAAAAAGAGAGAGCAGGCAAAGACAUGUGAGACUGACAACUUGCAGGGACAACCCAAAACUUGAGAUUCCUACUUUGUAUGGGAGGCCAGGAAAAGGACAGCAACCUGUGGAGAUCAUGGGAAGUCCCACCCAUCCAGUAUUCCUCAAUGUGAGUGAUGAAGGGAACGUCUCAUUGUCAGACCAUUCUGACAAUGAUGGUGGAUACAGUGAGGUAGAAAUGGUUCUACUGGGAAUGAUCAUGUCUUUGCUUGUCUUGACUAUUGUCUUUGGCAACAUCCUGGUCAUUACAGCCAUUGCCCGCUUCCAGCGUCUGCAAAACGUCACCAACUGUUUUGUUACAUCGCUGGCCUGUGCUGACCUGGUAAUGGGGCUCAUUGUAGUUCCUUUUGGAGCCUGUUACAUUAUCUUCAAUACUUGGCACUUUGGCAACUUCUGGUGUGAGUUCUGGACUGCUACGGAUGUGAUGUGUGUAACAGCUAGCAUAGAGACCCUGUGUGUCAUAGCUCUAGACCGCUAUUUGGCCAUCACUUCACCCUUCCGUUAUCAAUCUAUGCUGACCAAGGGCAAGGCUCGCAUUGUGGUUGUGCUGGUGUGGUUAAUUGCUGCCCUGAUUUCCUUCCUGCCCAUUCACAUGAAGUGGUGGACGUCGGACGAUAUUGAGGCUAAGCGUUGCAUUGAAAACAGUAAUUGCUGUGAUUUCAACACCAACAUGGCGUAUGCCAUCACCUCCUCCAUCAUCUCCUUCUACAUCCCUCUGGUCAUCAUGGUCUUUGUCUACAGUCGCGUGUUUCAGGAGGCCAGGCGCCAGCUGCGGAAGAUCGUCCAAAGUGAGGGCCGUUUCCGCAACAGUCAAAGCAACAACCCGGGAUCUCUGGAAGCCAAUGAUGGGCGCAGCACCAAGAGAGCAAAGUUCUGCUUGCGGGAGCACAAGGCCCUGAAGACACUGGGCAUCAUCAUGGGCAUCUUCACUCUGUGCUGGCUUCCCUUCUUCCUGCUCAAUGUGGUGGUGGCCAUAUGGAAGGUGGGUGACAUCAACCUCAUCUUCAGGAUACUCAACUGGGUAGGCUAUGCUAAUUCAGCCUUCAAUCCACUCAUUUACUGCCGGAGCCCUGAGUUCAGACAUGCCUUCAAGGAGAUCCUUUGUAUGAAGAGGAACCGCUUUCCCAAUCUGACACCCAGCAAUGGAUACAUCUACAGUGGACACAGCUGGCAAAGCGGACAGCAGGGGAGGAGCAAGGACAGUUCAGAAGAGAGUGACCCCAAUGAAGGGAGUCUAGAGAAAGGAGGGGUGAGUUCUGAGAUUGCAGACAGAACAACAGACACUAAUGGGAACUGCAGCAAAACCCUAACAACUGCCCUUUAACCUCUGAACCCUGAACACUAUGUCCAAAGAACAACACAGAGAUGUUUACACUGCAGUCAAUGACUCUUUCCAAUUGACUGAUGAAGAUAAGCCCAGUCAGCAUUGCUGGUGGAGUCUCUGGAGACUGGUCCAAGGGUACAGUAAUGAAACACAUAUUGAGCAGAAAAGAAGGUUCACAAUUUGUUUCAACAUCAAAACAUAAAUACUGUAGGUAGAUCACUUUUCCUUUUAUUUUUAUCAUGCUGAUUUUGCUUCUACCUCACCGUAUUUUUACAGUAUUUAUUUUUUACUCUGUUCUCUAAAUAAUGACAUAUUGACUCACUGUUGACAGUAAGUACACUGGGGCAGUAUCUUUGUAGUAUAUUAUGAGGUGGCCUGUGUAUUAUUGUGAACAGGCAGGCUCUAAAGGAAUGUGUCUGUGGAUCCUUUUUCAUAUUUUCCCUGACAAUAUUUAAUGAAAAAAAAAGUUGCUG
Lampris incognitus (smalleye Pacific opah) is the source of this 1895-nucleotide messenger RNA. It is a transcript of the gene adrb2a, whose product is annotated as adrenoceptor beta 2, surface a. Gene Ontology annotation, cellular component: membrane. Lineage: Eukaryota; Metazoa; Chordata; Actinopteri; Lampriformes; Lampridae. The transcript is spliced from 2 exons. The record is from RefSeq and is a predicted model, not a curated record. Gene Ontology annotation, molecular function: beta2-adrenergic receptor activity; norepinephrine binding. The coding region runs from base 175 to 1422 and encodes 415 amino acids. Gene Ontology annotation, biological process: negative regulation of smooth muscle contraction; norepinephrine-epinephrine-mediated vasodilation involved in regulation of systemic arterial blood pressure; adenylate cyclase-activating adrenergic receptor signaling pathway.